Molecule: messenger RNA, 411 nt
Organism: Auxenochlorella protothecoides
Lineage: Eukaryota; Viridiplantae; Chlorophyta; Trebouxiophyceae; Chlorellales; Chlorellaceae
Exons: 1
Coding region: 1-411 (136 amino acids)
Source: RefSeq, a predicted model, not a curated record
AUGCCUGUGCAGGCAUCAGUGUCGGUGAUCGAUGUCCAGGGUAACGCAGUCACCCUCCCAUCAGGCGUGGUGGCCAGCUAUGCCACCUGUGGAGGCACUACCAUUCAUGUUAUAAGACAACCUAUUGUACCCCCUGACUUCCCCAGUGUCAAUGCCACCAGUGUCCCGGGGCUUCAGGUAUCAAACAUGGAACAAUUUGAUGCUGUGGAGUGCAACUCUGGCAACACUCUUGUCAUGAGUCGGGCAUCCAAGGAAAUUGGGUCCUGGAGCACCUUGAAGCGUGUCUCUUCAGUCAGCAGCAUUGCCUUGGGGUUGUUGACUGCUGCAAUUCCUUUUACCCCCUUUGCAGGAUUUCUGCUGGAGGAAUAUUUGGAGCGCUGGGUUUCAGCUGCCCGGCCAAGUCUCUGUUAA